Trichomonas vaginalis G3 is the source of this 630-nucleotide messenger RNA. Its product is annotated as GTPase protein. Bases 1 to 630 code for a protein of 209 amino acids. The transcript has a single exon. The record is from RefSeq and is a predicted model, not a curated record. NCBI's taxonomy places the organism in Eukaryota, Parabasalia, Trichomonadida, Trichomonadidae. Gene Ontology annotation, molecular function: GTP binding; GTPase activity.
AUGGAUUACUUAGCGACGUCAAAAUUACAGGUCAAAGCUGUCAUGCUUGGCGAUUCAAGAGUGGGAAAGACUUCGCUUCAUAAUAGGUAUCAUUUAAAGAAAUGGGAUCCUAAUUCUGCAGCAACAAUUUCAGCUGUUUGCUUAAAAACAGAUUUAACUAUAGAUAAUGUCAAUUUCGAUUUUUGCGUAUGGGAUACUGCUGGUCAAGAGAAGUUUCGUAGCAUUUGUCCCAUUUAUUAUCGAUAUGCUCAUGUGGCAUUAAUAGUAUUUGAUCUUACUUCAAGUAGUACUUUCGAAAUGGUUAAGUUUUGGGUAAAGGAACUUCGAUCCCAAGGACCAAUAGGUAUUCCUAUUGUAAUUUUGGCUAAUAAAUACGAUAGAAAAGAUGAAGUGGAAACAUAUCCACAAGAAAAUGAUCUAAUAGAAUAUAAAAACUCUAUAGGAGCAGAUUGCUUUUAUAUGUCUGCACUUACAGGCUACAAUGUCGAUGAAGCAUUUUUGCAUGCAGCAAAAAUCGGUUUGAAAUUCUAUCAAGAGCAGCAAUUAGUAUCGAUGCCGCAACCUCCUAAGUCUUCUACUCUUGAAAGCACAAAUCAAGCUGCUCCACAACAAGAAAAAGCCUGCUGUUAG